UCCCCCCCACACCCCCUUUCUUGCAGGCACUUGCCUUCUCUUUCAGACAUCUCGGCCAGUAUGGGGAGUAAGACUUUGCCUGCCCCAGUACCCAUCCACCCUUCCCUGCAGCUUACCAAUUACUCCUUUCUGCAAGCCUUCAACGGCCUGCCUGCAGUGCCUUCGGACCACCUGCCCAACCUCUAUGGCUUCAGUGCCCUCCAUGCUGUUCACCUUCACCAAUGGACUUUGGGCUAUCCUGCCAUGCAUUUGCCCCGCUCAUCUUUCUCCAAAGUGCCUGGGGUGACCAGCCUAGUGGAUGCCAGAUUCCAGCUGCCUGCCUUCCCGCUGUUCCCACAUGUCAUCCAUCCCAAGCAUGAAGCGGCAAGUGUGCCACUCAAAGCCAAGCCUAGAUUUGAUUUUGCAAACCUUGCUGUGGCUGCCACCCAAGAAGAUCAUUCAAAACUGGGACAGAUAGACAACCAAGGCUCCUCUGCAGGCCUGGGCUCAUUGCUUGAAGUGACCAAACUUUCCCCCGAGAAGAAACCCACCCGUGGGCGGUUACCCUCCAAAACCAAGAAGGAGUUUGUGUGCAAAUUCUGUGGCAGACACUUCACCAAGUCAUACAACCUUUUGAUUCAUGAAAGAACCCACACAGAUGAAAGGCCAUAUACGUGUGACAUUUGUCAUAAGGCCUUCAGAAGGCAAGAUCACCUGAGGGAUCACAGAUAUAUCCACUCAAAAGAAAAACCUUUUAAGUGUCAAGAAUGUGGAAAAGGAUUUUGCCAAUCCAGGACUCUAGCUGUUCACAAGACACUGCACACACAAGUAAAGGAACUCAAACCUUCCAAAAUGAAAUGCUAAAGAUUCUAGCCCCCAUGGACUUCAUCACUUCACUCUACAUUUUUAGAUCAGAUUCUUGACAGAGGCAAUGGGGAACACUAAACAUAAUUUAAUACUUAAAAAAAAUUCAAGAAAACCACAAACCAAUAUGCACAAAAAUGCAGUCAGUCUUUCCAAAACCUGGGUAUUUCCAAGUGUAGGUCCUGCAUGACUUCACUAAACUUUACGUCAAAAGGUGGUGCUCAAGUAUUGGAGAGGGAUCUUUGUCCUCAGUUUAAAUACAAACAACAAAUAGCUUUCUACCUCCCCAAUUAAGUUUAUUCUUUUGCAAGUGACUUGUUUAAAGGUGUCUCCUUUAUAUCCUUUGGAAAAGAAAAUCUAGAAGAUCGUGAUCCUAACUCACUCCACAUUUGGGGCACAGCUGAGAUGGGAGAGAAGAUCACUGAUAAACUGUGUUGAAAAGAGGCAAGCUUCUGAAGGAGAUCGUGUUGUAAAAGGGGUCCUGCCAUCCUCUACAGAUUUUAACACUUCUGUCUUGGGGGGAUGGGGGUUGUGGGAUCUUUUCUGCAUGCUCUGGUGAGCAUCCUGUAGUUUCUGUUUAUUUGUGGUCUGGUGCCUUAGGAGGUAGUUUGUAAUUUGAAAGAAAAAUUGAAAGAAAAACCAAGCAAACAAAAUCAACCAACAAAAAACAACUAAGGUGACAAAAGGGAAACUUGAUAACAAUAAAUCAAAGUGACUGCUGUG
Molecule: messenger RNA, 1566 nt
Organism: Candoia aspera
Lineage: Eukaryota; Metazoa; Chordata; Lepidosauria; Squamata; Candoiidae
Gene: OSR1
Product: odd-skipped related transcription factor 1
Exons: 2
Coding region: 61-843 (260 amino acids)
Biological process (GO): regulation of transcription by RNA polymerase II; embryo development; urogenital system development
Cellular component (GO): nucleus
Molecular function (GO): DNA-binding transcription factor activity, RNA polymerase II-specific; RNA polymerase II transcription regulatory region sequence-specific DNA binding
Source: RefSeq, a predicted model, not a curated record